This is a messenger RNA of Dendrobium catenatum, 921 nucleotides long. Its product is annotated as 2-oxoglutarate-dependent dioxygenase DAO-like. The coding region runs from base 1 to 921 and encodes 306 amino acids. The transcript has 3 exons. Gene Ontology annotation, biological process: auxin catabolic process. Gene Ontology annotation, molecular function: dioxygenase activity; indole-3-acetaldehyde oxidase activity. The record is from RefSeq and is a predicted model, not a curated record. NCBI's taxonomy places the organism in Eukaryota, Viridiplantae, Streptophyta, Magnoliopsida, Asparagales, Orchidaceae.
AUGGCAGUGGAGGAAAUAAUAGUUCCAAUAAUCGACUUGGCAAAUUUUGAAGCUGAGAAGGAGAAGCUCAUGGAGGCAGUGUCAGGCUUGGGUUUCUUCCGAGUGAUCAACCACGGAAUACUUGAGGAAAUUGUGGUGGAUAUGAAGGCUCUUGUGAGAUAUUUAUUUGAACUCCCAUAUAAGAUGAAGCAGCGCAACAUCGACAUCUUUCCCAAUAGCGGCUACGUAGAGCCCAGUCGAUUUAACCAUCUAUAUGAGGGAUUAGGCAUAUAUGAUGCUAGCUCACCGUUUGACAUCCAGGCCUUCUGCUCCCUCUUAGACCUCUCAUCCCAUGACAAAGAAACUUUGGGUACAUAUGCUACUAAGCUUCAUGAUCUCAUCGUGGAUUUGGCAUCCAAAGUAGCCGAAGGUUUAGGAAUCAUUGAGUUUUCAUUUCAAGAAUGGCCUUGCCAUUUAAGGAUGAAUCGAUGCCUUUUCACAAAGGAAACUAUGCUUGGCACUUGUGGUGUGAAUACUCAUUCAGACACUAGCUUCAUUACUAUUCUUCUUGAAGAUGAUUCUCAUAAAGGACUUGAAAUUUUGGACUCAUUUGGAAACUUUGUUGCCAUCAAUCCUGUACCAGGGACAUUUCUCGUUAAUAUCGGUGAUAUCGGAAUGGUAUGGAGCAAUGGAAAACUUCAUAAUGUGAAGCAUAGAGUGAUAUGCAAGAAAUCAAAACCACGGAUCAGUAUCGCUCUAUUUAUGCAAGGACCAAAGGAUAACAAGAUUGAGCCACGAGCUGAGUUGAUUGAUUCAGAACACCCACAACUCUACCGAAGUUUUGACUAUCUAGAGUAUAGAAAGCUUCGGGGGUUAACUGCAACAAUGGUUGACGACGUCCUUCAUAAUUGGGUUAUAGCUGAACCUGCAAUAAUGCCUUGA